GCCGUCACGUCCGCCUUCACUUCCGGCGCCGCUUCCGGGCGCGAUGGACCCCGAGUUCGACGAUGUGGUGGCGGUGGAGGAUCUGAUGGCGCUGGAGCGGCGCUACGCUGCGGAGCGCCAGCAGGGGGCGCUGUCGCGGCAGUGCCGGUUCGAGUACGGCUGGGGACUCGUCCGGAGCCGCUACCGGGAGGACAUCGCCCGCGGGGUGGCGCUGCUGGCCGAGCUGCUGCCCGAGACCCCCCCGGAGGAGCAGCGCGAUGUCCUGUUCUACCUGGCCCUGGGCAACUACCGGCUCAAGGAGUACGAGCGCUCGCUGGAGCACCUGGAGCGGCUCCUGGCAGCGGAGCCCCAGAACCCGCAGGUGCUGCGCCUGCGGAGCCGCGUCCGGAGCCGCCUGAGGCGCGACGGGCUGGUGGGCGCGGCCAUCGUGGGGGGCGUGGUCAUGGGCGUGGCCGGGCUGUUGGGCGUGGCCAUCUCUCGCGCCACCCGGCACUGACCCCGCCCCUCGCCCGGCCCCGCCCCUCCCCCCACGGCCGCACGCACGCGGGGACAACGCGGGGACAACGCCGGGACGUGGCGGUGACGUCAUGGGGGGGGG
Messenger RNA from Corvus hawaiiensis (hawaiian crow), 598 nucleotides. RefSeq names its product fission, mitochondrial 1 (gene FIS1). Gene Ontology annotation, molecular function: protein binding. Lineage: Eukaryota; Metazoa; Chordata; Aves; Passeriformes; Corvidae. Gene Ontology annotation, biological process: peroxisome fission; autophagy of mitochondrion; mitochondrial fragmentation involved in apoptotic process. The transcript has 5 exons. The record is from RefSeq and is a predicted model, not a curated record. Gene Ontology annotation, cellular component: peroxisomal membrane; mitochondrial outer membrane. Bases 44 to 496 code for a protein of 150 amino acids.